Messenger RNA from Calliphora vicina (urban bluebottle blowfly), 1627 nucleotides. It is a transcript of the gene Loxl2, whose product is annotated as Lysyl oxidase-like 2. The record is from RefSeq and is a predicted model, not a curated record. NCBI's taxonomy places the organism in Eukaryota, Metazoa, Arthropoda, Insecta, Diptera, Calliphoridae. The transcript is spliced from 4 exons. Gene Ontology annotation, cellular component: membrane. Gene Ontology annotation, molecular function: copper ion binding; protein-lysine 6-oxidase activity. Bases 19 to 1533 code for a protein of 504 amino acids. Gene Ontology annotation, biological process: peptidyl-lysine oxidation.
AAAAAAAAAUAUUUUAAAAUGAAAUUUUUCACAAAUUUUAAAAGUCUCUUAUUAAUUGUGCUGACAAUUUUAAGUGCCAUGAUGUGUCAUGCUGUUGUACAUCGUUCUUUGGAGGAGGCUCGCCUCGAACGUCAGCGUUUAGUGCAAAAAUAUAUAAAAACUUUGAAUAAAGAAGAGGGUGCCAUACGUUUGGUGGGCGGGGAUGUGGAAUAUGAAGGCAACAUCGAGGUUUUACACAACAAUCGCUGGGGCUCUGUUUGUGAUGAUGAAUGGGAUGCAACAGAAGGUCAAAUUGUAUGCGAACAACUUGGUUUCCCUGGCCUACGCAAGGUGACCCACAGUGGUUACUUUGGACCAGCUAAGAAACGUUUUUGGAUGGAUAAUCUCUUCUGUGAAGGCCACGAAAAAGAACUGACUCACUGCCAUUUUGAUGGCUGGGGCAUUCACGAUUGUGAACCCAGCGAGGCAGCUGGUGUAAUAUGUAUUGCCCCUGCCGGUCUCGAACCAGAACCAGAAGUAAGACCUGAAUAUUAUGAGCCCAAAUUUAGAAUACACUAUACCCACAGAAUGGAUAUACGCCUGAGAGGGGGUAGAACACCCAAUGAGGGCCGUGUAGAAGUACGUUUGAAUAAUGGCAAAUGGGGCACCAUUUGCUCAGAUGGUUGGUCACUGCUGGAGGCUAAUGUUGUCUGCAAACAAUUGGGUUUGGGCUAUGCCCGUGAAGCUCUGCAAUCCGACUAUUUUGGUGGCUCUGAUAUGUCAGCACCUCUCAUUAGUGGCACUGAGUGUUAUGGCAACGAGACCUCGUUGAGUGAGUGUUUGCAUCAUGAUCAUUUGCGUGGAGCACCCUCGUGCCAUGGCACACGUAAUCAUGUGGCUGUGGUGAUGUGCGAUCAUUUGGCGCCAGAUCUAGUUGUUGAUUUCUAUGAAAUUGAACAUACAGCUCAUUUGGAAGAUCGUCCAAUGGCUCUCAUGCAGUGUGCAAUGGAGGAGAACUGUGUGGCUAAUGAAGCCUACGAAAUACAACGUGAUGAUCCCAAUUGGCGUUAUGCCACACGCCGUUUGCUAAAGUUUACAGCCAGUGCUUUGAAUGCCGGCAAUACAGACUUUCGGCCGUUUAAGGAUAAAAGCAUGUGGGAAUGGCAUAUGUGUCAUAUGCAUUAUCACAGCAUGGAGGUGUUUGCUACUUUUGAUAUUUUCGAUAUGGCCGGCAUUAAGGUGGCCCAGGGUCAUAAGGCCUCAUUUUGUCUGGAGGACAGCCAAUGUCUGCCAGGCAUACCCAAGAAAUACAAUUGUGCCAAUUUCGGAGAUCAAGGCAUUUCCGUCAACUGCUCCGAUGUCUAUUUAUACAACUUGGACUGCCAAUGGGUUGAUAUAACCGAACUGAAUACCGGCUCUUACACUUUGAAAAUUGCCAUAAAUCCUGAAUUCAAAGUGUCUGAAAUGAAUUUUGACAACAAUGCUGCCAUAUGCAAUCUAUUGUAUACCGAAACCUAUGCUCGUGUCGACAACUGUCGUUUAGUGAGACCUUAAAGGAACACCUCAAAUCUAGAGGUGUUAGCCACAAAAAAGUGAUGAAAAAGUGAUUUAAAUCAAGUGUGAAUUAUCAGUGCCAAAUAUUUUAAAA